AUGGCCAACACAACGGGGCUCAAUACCACAGAAGUCAUAGGCUCCGUUGGGCUGGUCCUGGCGGCCUUCUUGGAGGCGGUGACAUUGCUGGGCAACGGUGCUUUGCUGUCUGUGGUGCUGCGUACGCCCGGACUGUGUGACGCGUUCUACUUGACACACCUGUGUGUGGUGGACCUGCUGGCAGCCGCCUCCAUCAUGCCGCUAGGCCUGCUGGCUGCACCACCGCUGGGACUGGGCAGCGUGCACCUGGGCCAAGCUCCGUGCCGCGCUGUUCGCUUCCUUUCCGCGGCACUGCUGCCCGCGUGCACGCUCAGCGUGGCAGCCCUUGGCCUGGCGCGCUAUCGCCUCAUAGUACACCCGCUGAGGCCGGGGGCACAGACGUCGCCUGCGCUCGUGCUUGCCGUAGUGUGGGCUUCGGCUGGACUGCUAGGCGCGCUUUCUUUGCUCGGGCCGCCGCCCGCACCGCCCCCUGCUCCAGCGCGCUGUUCAGUCCUAGCCGGUGGUCUCGGGCCCUUCCGGCCACUCUGGGCGCUGCUGGCCUUUGCACUGCCUGCCCUUCUGUUGCUUGGCGCCUACGGCAGCAUAUUCCUUGUGGCCCGCCGCGCUGCCCUGCGACCCCCGCGUCCCUCGCGAGGCUCCCGUCUGCGGUCUGACUCUCUAGACAGCCGUCUCUCCAUCCUGCCCCCCCUCCGGCCUCGUCUGCCAGGGGGCAAGGCGGCCCUGGCCCCAGCACUGACCGUGGGCCAGUUUGCAGCCUGCUGGCUGCCCUAUGGCUGCGCAUGCCUGGCGCCCCCGACGCAGGCAGCAUCAGCGGAGGCGGCAGUCACCUGGGUGGCCUAUUCUGCUUUCGCAGCUCACCCCUUCUUGUACGGACUGCUUCAGCGCCCUGUGCGCCGAGCUAUGGGUCGCCUAGCCCACCGUGUACUGUCUCGAACCCCACGGACCUGUGCUCUGCAAGCCUGGCACCCGCGAACACUCCAGCAGCUCAACCAGGCACACCCUGAGAGCCCUGCCCUAGGCCCUUCUGAGGUUCCAGAACAGGUCCCCGAGGCAGAAGGGAGCUUGAAUAUGCCACAGGCCACCUGA
Molecule: messenger RNA, 1086 nt
Organism: Chrysochloris asiatica (Cape golden mole)
Lineage: Eukaryota; Metazoa; Chordata; Mammalia; Afrosoricida; Chrysochloridae
Gene: GPR62
Product: G protein-coupled receptor 62
Exons: 1
Coding region: 1-1086 (361 amino acids)
Biological process (GO): G protein-coupled receptor signaling pathway
Cellular component (GO): plasma membrane; signaling receptor complex; endosome
Molecular function (GO): G protein-coupled receptor activity
Source: RefSeq, a predicted model, not a curated record